Molecule: messenger RNA, 1601 nt
Organism: Juglans microcarpa x Juglans regia
Lineage: Eukaryota; Viridiplantae; Streptophyta; Magnoliopsida; Fagales; Juglandaceae
Product: UPF0481 protein At3g47200-like
Exons: 1
Coding region: 148-1080 (310 amino acids)
Source: RefSeq, a predicted model, not a curated record
AUCUAUAUACAUAUAUGUUAUUUUGGUUGACACUCUGGAAGUCAUCCUUCUGUUGCCUGUUUUAUAAGGUGGUGGGGUUCUUUUCUACAGGAAAACGAUACAUGAACUGAACUCUGGGCCAAGAAAGAGAAAGCAAAGAAAAUCGUGAUGGCAGGGGAAAGAAGGCAACAUGUUGCAAUAGAUGUAGUGUCAUUGUCAUCUUCAUUACUAAAUAUGAUGGAGGGCCCCAAUCUAAACAUGCCUCCUAGAUGCUGCAUCUUCUUAACCCCAAAAAUACUCAGAAGGCAUAAUGAAAAAGCUUAUGCCCCCAAUGCAUUUUCAAUUGGACCUUUUCACCGUACCGACCAGAGCCUAAAAGCCACAGAAAAAGUUAAAGUCAAGUAUUUCCAAGCCCUCAUUCGUAGAUCAUCAUCUCCAAAUCCAAAACAAAAGUUGGAUGAGAUAAUAAAAGGCAUUGGGGAGAUUGAAAGGGAGGCUCGUGAGUGUUACGCCCCGCAAGCUUGCCUUCCCAAUGAAAAUGAGUUUGUGAAAAUCUUGGUACUCGAUGGCUGCUUCAUUAUCGAGCUGUUCCUAAGACACGCUCAUCAAGAGCUCAGAGAUUCGGAAGACCCUGUAUUUAACAUGUCUUGUAUGUUUCAGCUUCUACGCCAUGACCUGUGUUUGCUGGAAAACCAAAUACCUUGGCUGGUGCUUGAGCGCCUGUUCGUCAUGACCAGCGGCCGCCAUAGAUCAAGCCCACCCCUCGUUGCACUUGCCCUUAAAUUCUUUGCUACAACAUUCCAAUCAGAACCUCUACCCACGGAUAAACCUGAGGACGGGCCCAAUGGAAACAAGCAUAUUCUUGAUUUGUUAAGGAAUUUACUGAUUUGGAAAUCAACAGGACUAGGCGUAGGCGGCACUUUAGGAAUGCAGCCAAUUCCUUCUGCAAGGAUUCUGGAAGAGGGUGGAAUCAAGUUCCAGAGAGUAAAAUCUAGUUCCAUCCUGGACAUCAAAUUACGCAAUGAUCAUGUACUAGAAAUCCCACCAUUAUUGAUUCAGGAAACCACAGAAGUUGGGUUUCGAAACCUAAUCAGUUACUAACAGUGUCUACCAGGUUGCAGACCCGUGAUCACUUCUUACGCCAUACUCUUUAACAACCUCAUCAAAACUUCCAAAGAUGUUAAUAUACUCAUAGAGAAUGGGAUUAUACAUAACUGGUUGAAUCUGGAGGAUGCAACUCAAUUCUUCAACAAGCUUUACCUGGAUACCUAUGUCAAACAGUACUUCUAUCUCCAACUAUCCAAUGAUAUCCACUUACAUUGCCACAACACUUGGCCCAAAUUACGCACUUUUUUGGUGCGCAAUUAUUUGUACACCCCAAUGGGUAUCAGUUCUCAAAUUGCUGCAGUUGUCCUCAAUAUUUGCGGCAUCGUACAAGCUGUGCGUUCCAUCGUCAAGAAGUGAUCUCAGCAGCAGAGACUUCCUUUCCUAUUAGCUAGCUAGACUCCUCCUGAUCACAUACUACUCGACCGAGAUCAUAGUCAUGUGUAUCAAUGUGUAGUUAAUUUGGCUUUAAGUACCUAUGAAUUCCCUUCAUUUUCAUGACCAGUUUUUCUUUUGGU